AUGGACUCCUCAAGCAAGCGGCGAAAGCUCUCAAACGGCGCUGCUGCCUCAACAAUACUCGCCGAACCUCAAGCCACCACCACCAAGGACACCAACUCUGACCUUGCAUCAACGACCAAACCAACCGCAGAAACCAAAACCCGGUCCUCCUCGCUCUUCGUCCGUUCCCUUCCCGCCUCGGUCACGAACGAGAGCCUAGCCGCACAUUUCUCAGAGUCCUACCCGCUCAAACACGCCACUGUCGUUCUCGACCCUUCAACCAAGAUCUCCCGCGGCUUCGGGUUUGUAACUUUCACAGAUCACGCAGAUGCAGCCGCCGCAGCCGCUGAGUUCGAUGGCAGCACGCUGCUCGGAAGGAAGAUCAGAGUCGAGAUCGCGGAAGCGAGGCACCGUGAUGGCGCUGCCGGAGGUGACUUGGCGGUUACGAAUGGUGGUGCGGUGGCUGUUGACGCUGGGAGUGAGAGAUCUGAAAGAAGGAAGGUGGGCAACUCGAAGAGCACGAAUACGACUGGCGAGCGGCUGCGGAAAGAGAGGGAAGAUCAGCGCAAGGAGUCCCAGCCGCCACGUUUGAUCGUGCGGAACCUGCCGUGGAGCAUACAGACAAGCGAAGAUUUGACGAAGCUGUUCCAGAGUUAUGGCAAGGUGAAGCAUGCGGUGGUGCCGAAGAAGGGUGGGAAAGGGGAGGGCUAUGGAUUUGGCAUUGUGAUUCUCAGGGGAAGGAAGAAUGCGGAGAGGGCGCUGGAAGGCGUCAAUGGGAAGGAAGUUGAUGGGAGGGUUGUGGCUGUGGACUGGAUGGCGGAGAAGGAGGAGUGGGAGAAAGUCAAGGAGAUCGAGGCGCAGAGUGCGGCUGAAAUGGGGAUCAACGGCAAGAGUGGCGUUGAGAAGCAGACUGCGAAUGGCGUGGAGGAUGCGAAGGGAGAUGUGGACAUGCAAGAUGUCGCAGAAGACGAACACAUUGACGACUCAGACUCGGAUGCCGACGAGGGCGCUUCCUUGCCAUCUAACCCGUCCGGGGCUGAAGAAGACAACCUCAUCGACCCCUCCGCCGACCUGCCUGACCUCGAAGACAAACCUUCCACAGACAACACGACAAUCUUCAUCCGCAACCUCCCCUUCACCACCGACGACGCCACCCUACGCGAGCACUUCACCACCCACUUCGGCCCAACCCGCUACGCCCGUGUCGUUUAUGACCACGCCACCGAGCGCUCCAAGGGCACCGGCUUCGUCAACUUCGUCGAGGAAUCCGACGCCAAGGACUGCGUGCGAGGCGCUCCUAAGAAGUUAGACUCCGACCCUUCUGGCAGCGUACUCAAUCGCAACCGCCACGGCCCACAAUCCACCCACUCAAUCCUCCAAAACGACGCCUCCGACCCUUCUGGAAAGUACACACUGGAAGGCCGCAUCCUCCAAAUCACCCGCUUCCUCCCCAAACCCACCGCCGACGCCCUCGCCUCGCAGUCCGCCCUCUCCCGCGAAAAAGCCCGCGAGCGGGACAAGCGCCGCCUGUACCUCCUCUCCGAAGGCACGAUUCCACGCAAUAGCAAACUCUACGAAAUGCUCUCCAAGCCCGAACUCGACAUGCGAGAGGCCAGCGCUAAGCAACGACAGCGCCUGAUCAAGAUGAAUCCGAACUUGGGCAUCAGUCUUACGCGCUUGAGUAUCCGCAACCUGCCCCGAUGGGUCACGUCCAAAGACCUCAAACAGCUCGCGCGAGAGGCGGUAGUGGGGUUCGCGUCGGACUGCAAAGCUGGGAAGCGGUCCGCCCUAUCAGCAGAAGAGAAUCGGAGGGCAGCCGACCUUAUGGCUGAACUCGAGACCCAGCGCAAGAAGAAGGGCGUGGGUAUUGUUCGACAAGCGAAGAUUGUCUUCGAGGACUCGAAACAGGGCUCCAAGGUGAAAGAGGGCAUGGGUGGGAGGAGUCGAGGGUAUGGGUUCGUGGAGUACUGGAGCCAUAGGAGUGCGUUGGCCGGGUUGCGGUGGUUGAAUGGGUAUGUGCUGAAGCCGAAGGAGGGUGGUGAGGGUGAAGGGGAGAGGGGCAAGAGGCUGAUCGUGGAGUUUGCGAUUGAGAAUGCGCAGGUGGUGCAGCGGCGCGAAGGACGAGAGAAGAGAGGAAGGGAAAGGCGGGACGGUGGUGAAGGGGAGUGGGAGGGCAUCGAGGAUGAUGAGCAGGCGGCUGGUACAAAGGGGAUGGGCAAGAGGCUCAGCGGUGCUCAGCAGAAGAAGAGGAAGCGCGAGGCAAGCGCGAACGGGAACUCGGUCAAGUCCAGCGAUGGUGGGAAGAAGGGCAAGAGCAGCCAUACAGAGACCGAGGCAGCUGGUAGUCCGGACGAGAAGAACAAACUCGCCAAGCGCAACCGCAUCAUUGCGAAGAAACGCUCGGCCAGGAAGGCACGGAAGGGUUGA
Cyphellophora attinorum is the source of this 2406-nucleotide messenger RNA. RefSeq names its product putative RNA-binding protein. Gene Ontology annotation, molecular function: RNA binding. The record is from RefSeq and is a predicted model, not a curated record. The coding region runs from base 1 to 2406 and encodes 801 amino acids. Lineage: Eukaryota; Fungi; Ascomycota; Eurotiomycetes; Chaetothyriales; Cyphellophoraceae. The transcript has a single exon.